AUGUCAGAAACUUCAUUACUUUUACAAGAAUUAACAGAUAUUCUUUCAGAUAGAGAAGAAAGAGAUGCUUUAAAAAGAAAAGUUGAGCUAGAAGAAGGUUUUUAUGAGUAUUGUAUGCAAUUUUAUCAAAAGAUUAUUACAGAAAAUAAGAAAAAGAUGGAAUUGUUAGAAAAUCAAUUCGGUGAAAUAGAGGCAUUAUCUAUUGAAGUAUCUUCCUAUAUCACUAAAAGACGAGAGAAACUAGAAAUACAAGAUAAAAUAGAACACGCUGCUAUCAAAGAAGAAUUGAAAAAGCUUUUUGCAGAAGAAAAAUAA
Messenger RNA from Naegleria gruberi, 315 nucleotides. RefSeq lists its product as uncharacterized. Lineage: Eukaryota; Heterolobosea; Eutetramitea; Acrasida; Naegleriidae. The record is from RefSeq and is a predicted model, not a curated record. The transcript has a single exon. The coding region runs from base 1 to 315 and encodes 104 amino acids.